This is a messenger RNA of Aureobasidium uvarum, 1716 nucleotides long. NCBI's taxonomy places the organism in Eukaryota, Fungi, Ascomycota, Dothideomycetes, Dothideales, Saccotheciaceae. The record is from the annotation of a GenBank genome assembly.
AUGGGUCUGUUUUCCUCGUUGAAGAAGAACAAGACUGUGGAAGAGCCUCGCACGACACCACUCGAGGUUGAUGAACAUGGAGACGAGUCGAUAAGCAAGGCCGAGGCAACGACUGCUGUUAGGGAAGCUUCGGUCGACAAGGAUGCGCUUUCAAAAUCAGAAAAGGAUACCAGUGCUGCUUCCCAACAAGCCGAAGAUGAAUCAAAGUAUCCCACUGGCCCGAAACUGUGGCUACUUGUACUCGGUCUCUGCCUUGCGAUCUGGGUGAUCGCUUUGGACAACUCAAUCCCGAAAAUCACAACCCAAUGGCCCGACGCGCUGAACGAUGUCGGUUGGAUCGGAUCUGCCUACUUGCUCACUACCACAUCGCUCCAGCCCUCCUUCGGCAAGGUUUACACCUACUUUGAUGUCAAAUGGACCUAUCUAUCGGCCUUGAUCAUAUUCGAAAUCGGUUCGGUCAUCUGUGCAGCAGCCACUAGCUCCACAAUGCUCAUUGUAGGCAGAGCAGUUGCUGGUGUUGGAGCUGCCGCUCUCUUUUCGGGAGGCAUGACCAUUAUCGGAUUUAUCGCUCCUUUGCGGAAGCGUGCGAUCUAUAUUGCGUCGUUGUCCAGUAUGUUUGGCAUUGCCAGUGUGGUCGGACCUCUGCUGGGUGGAGUCUUCACUGACCAUGCAACAUGGAGAUGGUGCUUCUGGAUCAAUCUUCCAUUCGGUGGAAUAGGACUUGUAGCAGUGUUCUUCUUCUUUGAGAAUCCCGAGAGAAGACACACCAACAUGACUACCAAGGAAAAGAUCAAACAGAUUGACCUCCUGGGCGCCUUCCUACUGAUCUGUGCCAUCGUCUGCCUUCUCCUCGCCCUGCAAUGGGGCGGUACUAAAUACCCUUGGAGCAACAGCAAGGUUUGGGGAUGCUUACUCGGAUUUGGCUUGUUGAUCUCGGUCUUUAUCGCUCUUCAGAUCAAGCUAGGAGAUCGAGCCACUCUUCCGCCUCGCAUCUUGGUCAAGAACCGCACCGUCUUGGUUUCUGCACUUUACUCGACUUUCUUCGCCAUGGGAUUGUACACGUACGUCCAUCGUCAAGCCUCGGCAGUGAAAAAUACUUCUGCAGAAGGUUCUGGCAUCAGAUGUAUUGCGUACCUCGUUUCCAACACGAUUGCAUCCGUUGUCGUUGGAGGUACCAUUACCGUUAUCGGCUACUACGCACCUUUCAUGUGGUUUGGAGCCGCCAUCUUCACUGUCGGUGCUGGCAUGCUAUACACUCUGGAAGUCGCUUCUCCUGCCGCCAAAUGGAUCGGAUACCAACUGCUUGCUGGUAUUGGUGCCGGUUCUGCGAUCCAAAUUCCGUUCAUUGCUGUACAGGUUGUCUUGGACGAGAAAGACAUGCCCUCAGGAAACGCCAUUGCGAUCUUCUUCAACAGCUUGGGAGGUGCUAUCUCCAUCUCGAUUGCACAGAACAUCUUUGCCAACACGCUGGUCAAGGACAUUAUCAGGAAUGCACCUGGAGUGAACCCGGCCGCUGUCAUAGCUGCUGGUGCCACGCAUGUCAGAGAUGUGGUUUCGGGGGCACAACUGCCAGGAGUUUUGCAAGCAUACAGUCAUGCUGUGACAUCUGCGUUUGUUUUGCCCAUUGCGACCAGCGGUCUGGCCUUUGUCAUCAGCUUGUUCGUUGAGUGGAAAAGUAUCAAGGGCAAGAAUCUCAUGGGAGGUGGAGCUGCCUGA